Procambarus clarkii (red swamp crayfish) is the source of this 6706-nucleotide messenger RNA. RefSeq names its product Nucleobindin 1 (gene NUCB1). Gene Ontology annotation, molecular function: calcium ion binding. Gene Ontology annotation, cellular component: endoplasmic reticulum-Golgi intermediate compartment; extracellular exosome. The record is from RefSeq and is a predicted model, not a curated record. Lineage: Eukaryota; Metazoa; Arthropoda; Malacostraca; Decapoda; Cambaridae.
AGUCAGCUCUUAGUAGGAAGUGAUUUUGUGGAAAUUCCAACUCAACCUUGACCACGUCAGCGGGAGUGUGUGAGGCUGGUCACUGCUCCACCUGCUCAGGCACAGCUCACACGCUGCUCAGGCACUGCUCAGGCACUUGCUGAGUGAGUAAUACUGCGCUCAACAGGUGGUGAUCACUGUUCCAGCAUGAGGUGGCGACUGUUGGUGUUGGUGGUGCUGGCCGGCGUCCUCGUGGAAGCUCUCCCAGUCAAGGAGAAGCAGCCGGAGGAACACAAGGCAGAACACCGAGAAGAUGGGGAGGAACACUCGGAGGAUUGGGAGCUGAAUUUGGAAUAUGGCCGGUAUCUGAAGGAGGUUGUUCAGGCUCUGGAGAGUGAUGUGAACUUCAGAAAAAAACUAGAAACUGCAGAGGUGGAUGACAUCAAGUCUGGCAAGAUUGCCCGAGAGCUCCACUUUGUCGAUCACAAUGUUCGCACUAAACUGGAUGAACUGAAGCGUCGAGAGCUUGAACGUCUCCGUCACUUGGCAGUUAAGGAGCACGAGAAGCAGACUGGUGUGGAUCGCAGCUUGCUGAAGAUUCCUGUUCACAUUGACCACAAGAACCCCACACGAUUUGAAGUUGAGGAUCUCAAGAAGCUCAUCAUCAAGACUACAGAAGACUUGGAAAAAGUUGAUGAACAGCGUCGGACCGAGUUCAAAAAGUAUGAAAUGGAAAAGGAGUUUGAACGACAGCAGGAGUUGGGUCAGAUGGAUGAAGAACACCGCAAGCAGGCUGAAUUGAAACAUGAAGAAGAAAUUAAGAAACAUGGACAACACACAAAACUGCAUCACCCUGGGUCAAAACAGCAACUGGAAGAGGUUUGGGAAGAGCAAGAUCAUAUGCAGCCUGAAGAUUUUAACCCCAAGACUUUCUUCCAUCUUCAUGAUCUGGAUGGUAAUGGGUACUGGGAUGAGAUGGAAGUAAAGGCUCUAUUCAAGAAGGAACUGGACAAGAUGUACGACCCUAAUGCCCCUGAAGAUGAUAUUAACGAACGCUUUGAAGAAAUGGAACGGAUGCGUGAACAUGUUUUUAAAGAGUCUGACACUGAUAAGGAUAGUCUCAUCAGCUUUCAAGAGUUUGUGGAGCAAACAAAACGAGCUGAGUUUGAGCAGGAUGGUGGAUGGCAAGGCCUAGACGAGCAGGAGAUCUACUCUCGCAACGAGUAUGAACAAUUCGAGCGUGAACGUCAGGCAGAGCUUAGACGUCUGGUUGAAGCUGGAGCAAUCCCACCCCCUCCCGGCUACUAUGGGAUGCCUCCAGCCCAGCCAGCCUUGUAUCAUGGUGAGCCCUACCCUGGACCACACGCUGCUGCUGCUGCUGCUGCUGCUGCUUCUCAGGGAAUGCAUCUCUCAAAUGCUGUAUCUCAGCAUGAGCAGCAUCCACAAGCUCACCCCAAUGCUAUUCCCCAGGGAUACCAGGCUGUUCCACAGGGCUAUCAGGCUGUUCCUCAGGGAUACCAGGCUGUUCCCCAAGGCUAUCAGGCUGUUCCCCAGGGCUAUCAGGCUGUUCCCCAAGGCUACCAGGCUGUUCCCCAGCAAGUGCAGUACUACCCGCAAGGGGCACCGUACCAGCAUGGCCCAGGACAACCUCAAUCUGGUCAUCCCAUCCAAGGACAGGCUGCACAAGGUCAUCCAGCCUUAGGACAAGUUGCACAGGGUCAACCAGUUCAAGGAAAUAUACAAGGUCAGGCUGCCCAAGGACAGAUUGUAAACAUUCAGCCUGGACCAGGACAGGUUGUGCAAGGUCAACGUGGCCCUGGACAGGCUGUACAAGGUCAGCCUGGUCAGGGACAAGCUGUACAGGGUCAACCUGGUCAGGGACAAGCUGUACAAGGUCAACCGGGUCUGGGACAGGCUGUACAAGGUCAACCGGGUCAGGGACAGGUUGUACAAGGUCAGCCUGGUCAGGGACAGGCUGUACAAGGUCAACUUGGUCAGGGACAGGUUGUACAAGGUCAACCUGGUCAGGGACAGGUUGUACAAGGUCAGCCUGGUCAGGGACAAGCUGUACAAGGUCAACUUGGUCAGGGACAGGUUGUACAAGGUCAACCUGGUCAGGGACAGGUUGUACAAGGUCAACCUGGUCAGGGACAGGCUGUACAAGGUCAACCUGGUCAGGGACAGGUUGUACAAGGUCAACAUCCACAGUUUCAGAUCCCUAUAUUGGGUGAGGUACCAAGUGUUCCAUCACCAGUAGCUGGUCAGCCCAAGACAGGGCAAUAAAGUUCUUCCCGCUGAUGUUCUUCGAACCUAAGGCAAUGCUUUCACUUUCUAUCAGCUCAAGGUGGCAGGUGACAAUGUCGAAUAUAUUUUCUCUUGGUUGGAAGCUCAUGACAAUACUGGUGCUCCUCGACGAAAUUGGCAACAUACUGCUAAUAGCUGCUGUAAGGGGUUUAAUUGACUGGUACUGGUAAGAUUUUGUAAUCUUUCCUGGGUUUCUUCGACAUCAGUAGCUUUGUGCUAUCAUUUAAGUGCUUCACAGAAGCAGGCUGCUGGUACAGUAUCAAGUAAUGUGUUGUCAAUACCGAGUACUGAACUGUUCAAGGAAUGCAGAUAUCUAUUUCCUUGUGCAUGUGUCAUACCUCCCACAUACUUUUUAGUUUCUCUUAUAUUUAUUUUCUGAGCAUGAUUAUACGAUGUGAUUUGUAUAUUUUGUGUAUAUGGGUCAGCUGGUUUAUUAACUUGGGAUAACUGGAAUCUUUAUAAGAAGUGUACAUAUUGGGAUUAUAUUAUCAUGUGAAGAGUUCUGCCUUAUAAAUUAAGCCCUAAUGUCAUUAUAUCUCUUAAAUUUAGGGAAAUCAAUCUUGUUGAAAGAUAUGCUAGACCUUGGAAUUGUUCAUCACAUGAGAAUCUUACUGUAAAGAGAUGUAUGGAAUGAUUAUUCUUAAACCCCAUUCUUAUGAGUCUGAGGUGAGUGGAGGACUUAAUAUUUUACAUAUACAGUACUAUAUAAUUAUGAAGCAUGUACUGAACAGUAUAUUGAUCUUCAUGCCUUAGUGUAUUAGAACUCUAUUACUAUAUUAUGAAAUUUAUACUGUAUAUUCUUGCAAAUAAUUUUAUCUGCAAUUCAAAAUUCAAGUUUGAAACACAAUAUUAUGGUUUGCCUCUCACUAUUGGAGUGGGUAAAAUCUUGCAUGCAUUUGAAUAAAAAUCAUUAAUAUUGUUAGGUUAGGUUACUGGGUAUCAAGCAGACAAACGUGAUGCAAAUGAAGAAUGAAAACAAAUUUUGGUGCGAAAUAUUGGAAAUAUUGGUGGAUUGGAUCGAAAUAUUGGUGUGGAUAAGACUGCAGUUGUUAAAUGGAAAUUAAUAUUUCAUUUCAUUUUAAAGUAAAUCAAAAUUCAUGCUCUUGUUAAUUUCCUGUUAUGGAUCUUUAUAAUCAAUUUAUCAAGGUAUAUAAUGCAAAUUCCUUGAAGCUUUAGUUUCACAAGCUCGGUAUGUUAGCUUGCGUGUGUGUGUGCUUGCUUUAUUCGUGACAUUUAAAAGAAAUUAGAAUAUGUUGUCAAAAAAACUUAUAAAUUGACAGUUCAAUAUUAUUGUGUCCAUGGCAGUUAGACAUGCAGGAAAUGCUAUGUUGUAGGAAAAAAACAUUUUCUCAUCAUGGCUCCUACUGAGUUUCUCAUUGAGAAAUCAUGUUAGUGUAAUUGACUCAUCAUGUUAGUGUGAUUUAUCUGUUCAUGCUGUUUUUUGUUUUGCUCCCCUUAUGGAACAAACUACCACAGUACAGUAUAUGGAAUUGAUGAAACAUUUGAUGUAAAUUUUUGGAGUUUGCCUUGCAAAGUAUGAUGACUUUGCUACAGUUUGUGAAAAAUUACCAUUUUAUGUUUUAUAAAUUCUGAUAUACAGUAUUGUUUGUUAAUUGAUUGUUGCAUUGGGAGUAGAAAACACACGAGAGAUGUACUGCGAUGUGCCGAGACCUUUCAAUAUGGUCAAGUGCUGUGGCUUAAGUUUUAAUCAUGUUUUCUUUUUAGAAAAGCACAUUCCCUCCCAUACAAUGUUUUUUAUUCAGUUUUGUCAUUAUGUAUUAGUUGGCUGUUUUGUUUACUGCAGUUUUUAUAUUGUAUAUACUGUAUACGACCACCAGAAUUACCUUUAAUGCAAAAUUACUGGUGGUUAUAAACAAAACAAAAUAAAAAAUGAAGCAUACUCAAAUUUCUCUUGAAUCAAAAUAUUUGUUAGUUUUAAAUUUUUUUAAAUAAAGUCUAAUCAUCUUUACUGCUCUAAGUUAUGGGUAAUUUGUUGAGAGCUGUGUGUAAAAUUAUGCUCAGUUUAAGGUUAGUAAUGUCAUGACAUAAGAGAAGAGGCAGAUUUUGAUAGUUAAAUAUUGUUUAUUCCCAUGUAUGGUGCCUUCAGUUCUGAGACGUGACAUUUACACAUACAUUUAUGUUAUUGCUUCUUGUAUGUUUAGUUCAUCACAUCACAACAUUGUAAGGUUAUCAUGUAUGGUGACAACCAUUGUAUGACUGACUCAGGUGGGAUGGUUCGUGUGUGACUGACCAAGCUCAGACGAGAGGUAAAUUUGUUUCCCAUUCUAAGUUAAACAAGUUGUUUCCCUGUUUUGCAUUGGAAAUAAUUGAUACUAGUAAUUUUGCUAGUAAAGCAUCUCCAAUAUUUUGUGUUUUUAAAUAUUUAGGUUUAACAUGACUGAAAAUAGGUUGAACAAUGAUUUAAUAUAUAUUUUCCCUUUGUUAUAUAAUUCUCCAAAAGAUGUGAAUAUAGUUCUGUGCAUCAAUGCUAUGUAUUAUUAUUGUGUGUGCAUGCUCUGAUUUUUUUUUUUAAUUAGCUCAGUUGGUUCCUAUUUUUAAGUGCUAACAAGAAAUAUUGAGCAAAUAUUUACCUUGAAUUUGGUCUGAUAAGUACAUUAGAUGUUGAAUGUGCACAAAAUUUCUUGCCAUCUUUUGCAGAAAACUUCAGUAGCUAUUAAGAAUAUACUGAAAUAUCUAGACUACACCAUACUAUAAUUUGUAAUUGUCAAAAUUUUUAUGAAAGCUCUAUUGAUAUUAGAUAGUUGGACAACAUAUGGCAUAGUAUUGUGAAUGUGGCUGAUGAUUUAUUUUGAACAAUGUAUUAUUUAUAGAAUCUCACAUGAAAAUGGUAUAUCAAUAUUUUAAACAUUACAAUUUCUGGAGCUGUGUUACAAAAGGUUAGUGAUGUGGCAAUGUCUUUGUUUUGCUUUUAUGCUCGAUAACAUUAUAACUUUUGAAUACCAUCAGCUAGUACAGUGAAAUAAAUUUGUCAUUUUAUAAGUGAUCAGGUUCUACUAAAUACGGUACUUUAUAAGGAAUGUUCAUUAUGGUAUCCUUAUCCAUUAUGUAUAAUAUCUUAAAACCAAAAAUGUAACAGAUCAAUGUACAUGUUGGCAUGCUCAAAGAGAGAGAAGCAGAUCUAUACCGUAUUCAUCAUGUACCGCUGUGUGAAGUCUUUUUGGUCUGUGUUUUGUUGAUGCUAUGUUGAAUGCACACACAUAAGGCUGUGUUACACACAAUGUUACAUUUUGUGUUACAUUUAAUGUGGCUGUGUUACAUUUAAUGUUACUUGAUCUUUACAUUCUGAUAAGUGUCAUUGAAGCAGAUGUUUUAUUUAAUGUUUUCAAAUUAUAAUAAGAUGCCACUUUAAGAAUACUUAGGAUAUAUAUCUUAGGAUAAUGCUAUUUGCAAUCAUUUUUGACAAGUUCAUCAGGAAGAAAAAGUGGCUAAUGUAUUAGUGAUGCAGCCUAUCCUCUCGAGCAUUCACAAUGUUACUAAACUUGUGUAUUAAAUUGCCCAAAACUAACCUAACCGAGGACCCACGAAUAGAAAACUGGACUGUCUUGCCAGCUACUAUGAUUUUUGGUACAUCAGUUUUUGGCCUCGGAGGGUUUAUAGGUCAAAUUGUGAUGUAGAAUUCGAGAGGCCGGGUUGAUUGGUGACAGGAAAGCCUUUUUGUACCAGGGUGAGUUUGGUUGUUAAUUGUGCCAAACAUUUUUUAGUACUGAAGGGGUAAACCACAUGCGCUCCUAACUUGAGUAGCUAAUGGCAUAAAUUUUCAUAUAAAUAGCACAGGGAAAUUGUGCAUUAGUAUCGUUUGUUUUUUCCUGGGAAAAGGGAACAAGUGAGUAACAUAAGUGUAUAAAUUUUGUCUAAAAAUUUCAUAACUGUAUAAUGAAUUUUUUGUGAAUAGUUAUACAGUAUAGUUUUUGUAACUAAUCUCAUCAUGAUGACAACAGUAGUGUUGCUCAUAUUCUUGAUUAUUCACAUCUCAAAAUUAUAGGUCAUUAUCAGAUUUAGAUGUUAUACCCAUAAAUUCAGUUCGAAACUAAUUACUUUUUUAAGCUGGUGUAUUUUAUUGUGAGUAGUGCAGAAAUUAAUGUGGAACUAUAUAUUAAUAUAGCAGCUCUGUAAUUACUCGAUCUUAUAAUUGUUACAUUUUAACGAACUGUUUCUACUUCGGAAUUGUAUGAAUGUAGCAGUAAUUUUCUUGGACAAAUCAGGAAAGACCAGUGUUAGUGGUUGUCCAAUAUGUUUUAUUAAGUUUUUACUGUUGCAAGAGAAAAGUAGAGAGUCCUCUGAUAUUUUUUUAACUCCUUAGCUGUAAAAAUUUAUCGUUGUCUACUUGCAUAUUAAACUUUUCUCCACACUGUAAGGUUAGACAAUUAUCUCGUAAUUUUAGAGAGAGAGGGGAAGAGAGAGA